CUCCACCACUAGAAGGAUAACGAGAACUACCUAGCAGCACCAUCACCACCACCGCGACCAUCUUCCACCACUGUCACCUCGUAAAGGCCUCCAAAAGAGGCGGAGCGGAAAAGCUUCGCACGCCGCGCAAGCUGAGGGGCGGCGCCUAGGGUUCACGUUCCCGUCUUACAACUGUUUACUGCAUGUGUCUCAGCCAGUAGGACGCAUAUAGACAGAGGCGGCCACAUCGCCCUUUGCUUCCACUGCCUCUCCCGUUUGCUACAUCUCUCGAACAGCAUCGUCGAACAGACAGAUUGAACAGACGGACCAACCGCAACAUGCGCAUACCACAGACCAAGCUUCAACGGAUCAAGGCGGGCAUCCACCUUGGCCAGAGCCUGAUUGUCUUCAUUGCAGGAUGCUUGACACUCGCUGUCAUGACCAAAUCGGGUGAACAUGGUGGACAAACUAGCUUUUACUUUGCGCUGUGCUUCCUCACAAUCCCAGCCAUCAUCUACCAGGUCUUGGUACCAAUGUGGUCCCGUGCAUGGCGACUCAACAACGUUUGGGCAAUUGCCACGAUCGAUACUCUCUUCGCUCUCCUUUGGUUUGCAGCCUCGAUUGCUGUCGCUGUCUGGAACGCCGAUGGGAUUGGGAAGGGCAAGAAGAAGACCGAGCCGUUUACCCCGACGAAGCGAGCGGACGACGUGAUAAAGGACGGUACAUGCAAAUCAUUCGCUUUUGGCAGCGUCAGCAAGUGCAACGUGAGCAAGGCUACCGUGGGGCUCGGCAUUAUCAUCUUUCUGAUGUUCGUGGUCACAACUGCCAUUGCUGUACAUGCUAUCAAGCAUCACAAAAAGACGGGUGUUGUUCCGAAUCCAAACUUCAGAAGGAAUCAGCAGGACAAUAGCGUAGAAGAAGUUGUGGUCGUGACUGACAAGAUGGCGGAUCCGUGGUCUACAGACACGGCGGAUCUGAACACCAGCAACGAUACCUCGGACAGCUUUGCGUAUGGACAGACAACCGCGCCAGCUGACCAGGAAGGUCUACUCGGAGCAGGACAUAGAAGAGCUGGAUCGGACACGUACUCGCAUACUGAUGCCGAGGGCAUGACGCAUCCGGGGAGGAGAACGAGCUACCACUCCACGACACAGACGGCAUAUGCGCCUGCAUCGUACGACGAGACUUUGGCACCGUCUGCUUUGAGUCCUGGCUUCGACCCCAGGGGACCCAAUGCGCAUCUGCAAUUUCCCGAAGCGAACUACAACGCGUUGCGAUAGCGAGAGGCGGGAUACGAGAAGUACGAAUGUAUAAUGAGUCCAUGGCUGCCACUUUGGCUUUUCUUUCUGUUAUCACAUACUGUAUAGGGGCACCACGAUAUCAGGAUGAACUGAUAGCAAUGGAGCAGCAGCAUCUGCGCUUCGCUGCUGACAAGACCAUGAGAAGGAUGGAUGUAAGAAGAGAAGAGAGUGCGAGGACGAGAGGUCCCGGGGGAACAGAGGCUGGUCUGCAUGUAGUCCUAC
Sphaerulina musiva SO2202 is the source of this 1502-nucleotide messenger RNA. RefSeq lists its product as uncharacterized. NCBI's taxonomy places the organism in Eukaryota, Fungi, Ascomycota, Dothideomycetes, Mycosphaerellales, Mycosphaerellaceae. The record is from RefSeq and is a predicted model, not a curated record. The transcript is spliced from 2 exons. The coding region runs from base 318 to 1259 and encodes 313 amino acids.